CAUGCAGGAGAACUACGAGAUGGUGACCUCGCUGGGAUUUCCCAUUCCCAAACCUGAGCUGAUUGUCCAGCUGGAACAGGAAGAGCAGUGGGUGCCCGAUCUCCAGGCCUGCGAGGAAAGAAGGCUUCUGAGAUGCCCCCAUACAGCAGGUGCUGAGCGAGGGAAUGAGAAUGUGGAGGGGAAUCAUCAUCAGGAAAUUCCUGGAGAAGUGCAACCACAGGGGACCUUUGUGGGAGGAGCUGAAGGGAAAUGUUUCAGUUCAAAGUCAGCACAAAAGUCACUUAAGAAAAGCUACACAGGAGAGAGACCCCACAAGUGCUUAGACUGUGGGAAAAGUUUCAUACGUCAGUCAGCCCUUGUUAGACAUAAAGUAGUCCACACAGGAGAGAGACCCCACAAGUGCUUGGACUGUGGGAAAAAUUUCAUACGAAGGUCAGAAUUUGUUUAUCAUCAGGCAAUCCACACAGGAGAGAGACCCCACAAGUGUUUGGACUGUGGGAAAAGUUUCGUAAGAAGGUCACAGCUUGUUCAACAUCAGGCAAUCCACACAGGAGAGAGACCCCAUAAGUGCUUAGACUGUGGGAAAAGUUUCAUACGUCAGUCAGCCCUUUUUAGACAUAAAGUAGUCCACGCAGGAGGGAGAACCCACAAGUGCUUGGACUGUGCAAAAAGUUUCAUGCAAAGGUCACACCUUGUUAAACAUCAGGCAAUCCAUACAGGAGAGAGACUCCACAAGUGCUUGGACUGUGGGAAAAGUUUCCUACAAAGGUCACACCUUGUUCAACAUCAGGCAAUCCACACAGGAGAGAGACCCUAUAAGUGCUUAGACUGUGGGAAAAGUUUCAUACUGCGGUCAGCCCUUGUUAGACAUAAAGUAGUCCACACAGGAGAGAGACUCCACAAGUGCUUGGACUGUGGGAAAAGCUUCAUACGAAGGUCAGAAUUGGUUUAUCAUCAGGCAAUCCACACAAGAGAGAGACCCCACAAGUGCGUGGACUGUGGGCAAAGUUUCAUAAGAAAGUCCGAGCUUGUUCAACAUAAGGCAAUCCACACAGGAGAGAGACCCCACAAGUGCUUGGACUGUGGGCAAAGUUUCAUACGAAGGUUAAACCAUGUUUGUCAUCAGUCAGUCCACACAAGACAGAGACCCCACAAGUGCGUGGACUGUGACAAAAGUUUCAUAAGAAGGUCACAUCUUGUUCAACAUAAGGCAAUCCACACAGGAGAGAGACCCCACAAGUGCUUGGACUGUGGGAAAAGUUUCAUACGAAGGUCAGAAUUUGUUUAUCAUCAGGCAAUCCACACAGGAGAGAGACCGCAUAAGUGCUUUGACUGUGGGAAAAGUUUCAUACGGCAGUCAGCCCUUGUUAGACAUAAAGUAGUUCACACAGGAGAGAGACCCCACAAGUGCUUGGACUGUGGGAAAAGUUACAUAAGAAGGUCAAACCUUGUUCAGCAUAAGGCAAUCCACACAGGAGAGAGACCCCACAAGUGCUUGGACUGUGGGAAAAGUUUCCUACAAAGGUCACACCUUGUUCAACAUCAGGCAACCCACACAGGAGAGAGACCGCAUAAGUGCUUAGACUGUGGGAAAAGUUUCAUGCUGCAGUCAGCCCUUGUUAGACAUAGAGUAAUCCACACAAGAGAGAGACCCCACAAGUGCUUGGACUGUGGAAAAAGCUUCAUACAAAGGUCAGAAUUUGUUUAUCAUCAGGCAGUCCACACAGGAGAGAGACCCCACAAGUGCUUGGACUGUGGGAAAAGUUACAUAAGAAGGUCACACCUUGUUCAACAUAAGGCAAUCCAUACAGGAGAGAGACCCCACAAGUGCUUGGACUGUGGGAAAAGUUACAUAAGAAGGUCACAGCUUGUUCAACAUAAGGCAAUCCACACAGGAGAGAGACCGCCACAGGUGCUUGCUCUGUAGGUAAACAUUCAGACAGCGAUCAGCCCUGGUUAAACAACAGUACAUCCAAACAGGAGAGUGACUCUGUAAGUGCUUGGACUGUGGGAAUAGUUUAACAUGUAGAUCAGACCUCGUUCAACAUGGCAGAAUCCACACAGGAUCUAAACUUCUGUGACACGUGACAAGAAAGGCUUAAGCAGCUUCCAUGUGAUUGACUCAGAUCAGGCCUUGUUUCACAUCAGGGAAAACUAAAUCCUCAGUACCACUUCCAGGGCCGGUUGCAGGCACCAGACAAGGAAGCACGUGCCUGGGGCGGCACUUUAGGCUUGGGGUGGCAUAAAAGCUAGAGCCAGCCCUCAUCACUUCAAACUAAUCUUCUUGAGGGCGGCAACAGUUCCUCAGUACCUCUCUGCAUUUGAUUUUGUUACAAAAUCAAUAAGUUCAGAUGGUAUGAGCCCAAAAGGGACAGAUGGUUCUAUGGGCAGUCCUCCUUAGAUAUCCCAUUACAGAUUUCAGAAGGUCUCUUACCUUUUGAUUGGCGCCUUGGGGUUCAAAGGAGAACCGUCUGCAGUAGCUGCCGCUGUCUCAGCCGGGCGUUACCAUGCAAGUCACGGCCCCAAUAAUUGUGGAAGAUGACAGAGUUUUUACUUUUAGGUUGGUUGUAACAAAUCAGAGACAGUUUAUUCUUAAGCAAUUGCAAGAAGAGAACAACACACCCGGGCAGGGAAUCUCCCUUACUCCAGGUAGGGCUCCGAAGAUAAACAGUUGGGGCAAGCCUUUCUACCUUUUUUUAAUCGACAAUAAUGAUUAUAGCUGAACAACCUUGUCACUCGCUGAAACCAGAAAACUGGGUCUACAUGAAGAUCCAUCAGCGAAAGACUGCCCUGGCUCCACGCUGGAAAGGUCCUUAUCAAGUCCUGAUGACUGUCAACACUGCUGUAAAGUGCCAAGAACUGACUGCCUGGACCCGUGCUUCUCACUGCAAAAAGGACAAUUGGAAAAGGCCACAGGUCUUCUCACUGUAGCACAGCUAACCCAGGUACAGGCUGGAGUUGGUGAAUUACUUGUUAUCUCUGCCCUUAGUUCAAUGACCCAGAAACUUCUGAUGACGAUGGUGCUAAAUAUCACUCAGGCUGGGAAGGCAUUGCGGUGAGAUCUGGCUUGUUGAGAAAUUCAGGAUUUCCUGAAUGACCAGCUCAUGGCCAUUCAGAGUGAUCUGGAGCAUCAGGCUUUGCCUACAGCCCUUACAGACACUUCAGGAGUAUCAUCUGAUCUGUGGACUUUCUGGGUGGAAGUGCAGGCAUUCGCAGUGCUCCUUCCAAGCAUACGGACCGAUUGGAGGGAUGUGGGUUCCCACAUACCGUAUCCAGCUGGGUCCAUGGGAAGAAUGCAUGUGGGAUUAAAUAAUUCACCAAAACAUUUGGGAAAUUCAACUACCUGGUAUGCCUAAGCGAUUUGUAGUCAGUGCUCCUAGAAUAACCCCCGACAUUUAAAUAAAAAUAGGGAAUCAGUGGACACUUUGGCCUUUAGAACCCCCACAGCUUCAGCGUGUACAAAAAUUGAAGCCAGGGGAAGUUGUCACUGUUCAUGACAACGUUUGUUGGAAGGGUAUGGGACAAAAAACGACCCUAAAGAACACUGGCUUUUCCAAGCUAAUAAUAGCUGCGUGUAUGUUGUAAGAGAAAACUUCAGUAGGCCUCCUCUUUCUCCCAGGCCUCUAUUUAUCCAAGGUAAGCUAACUGCAUAAGUGAGUAGGAGGGCUGGAGAAGGGGGAUAAGAAAGAAACUUGCCCAAGGAGAAGGAGUGUUAGAAAAGCCAAUAACCACAAGAGUACAACCUGUGAGUAACAGGAAAAGCUUCUUUUGCUAUAUUCUUAAUAAGGCUUUUUUUUGAUAGACUUCUAAGAUUUGGAAAAGUGGGUGUGUAACUGUUCAUGGUUUUAAGCUUUAAGCUUCCUUUUUAUAGGGAGAGCUACCAGCAUAUGCCUGAAAUAAAGAAGUUUCAGGCUGAUCUGAUUCAAACAGAAUGCAUGGUUAAUUUUCCACCACAAUGUCAAAGCCACCACUUUGCAAGACAGACAUUUUAAUCUCACCAUUGCUGCAGGGAAUAGAGUUCUACAAUCAGCCCUGAGAUUCCAAAUAACCCUUUAAUUGAACUGCCUUAGUACCUGGCUGAUUCCAAAAUUUGCUUUCACUGCUACCAAAGGUCCAGAACAUCUCUGAAUUACAAGGUGAAAUUCAUAUACUCCAAAAUAUAUAUAUCAAAUUGAAAAGUGUGCCUUCCAUACAGCCUAUAGGGUAUCUACUUUAUGUACUAAUUAUGAUGUUGUGCUAUGUAACUAAGGCUGUACAACAGCCCCAUCAUAUUACUACAAUGGGAAUGUUAAUGCUUUUAUUGCUAUUGUUUAGCUUAAAAUUAUGUUGUCGUAAAGAACGUAAUAAUAAUAAUACCUUACAUAUUUAUACUAACCCAGGGCCGGUGCUUCCAUUAGGCGACCCUAGGCGGUUG
Molecule: messenger RNA, 4414 nt
Organism: Gopherus evgoodei (Goodes thornscrub tortoise)
Lineage: Eukaryota; Metazoa; Chordata; Testudines; Testudinidae
Product: zinc finger protein 585B-like
Exons: 3
Coding region: 2-1927 (641 amino acids)
Biological process (GO): negative regulation of transcription by RNA polymerase II
Cellular component (GO): nucleus
Molecular function (GO): RNA polymerase II cis-regulatory region sequence-specific DNA binding; DNA-binding transcription activator activity, RNA polymerase II-specific; DNA-binding transcription repressor activity, RNA polymerase II-specific
Source: RefSeq, a predicted model, not a curated record